Molecule: messenger RNA, 1077 nt
Organism: Spathaspora passalidarum NRRL Y-27907
Lineage: Eukaryota; Fungi; Ascomycota; Pichiomycetes; Serinales; Debaryomycetaceae
Exons: 2
Coding region: 1-1077 (358 amino acids)
Biological process (GO): sphingosine biosynthetic process
Cellular component (GO): intracellular membrane-bounded organelle; membrane; cytoplasm
Source: RefSeq, a predicted model, not a curated record
AUGGAGAAGUAUAUACUUUCACAACAUCCAAAGUUAAAUCCCGUCUUGACAAGCAAUAAGGUUUACAUUGUUGACUCAAUCAAAUCUGGAACAGGUCGUGCUGAUGAUAACUUAUACAGCAAGAUCAUAAAACCAUUAUUCCAAUUGUUGAAGAUUGGCUAUGAAUACUACGCAACCACUUCAGCAGCGUCUAUAGUUGAAUUUGCCCGUAGCUUGAGCAAGAUAGAAGAAGACUUGACUAUUAUCUUUAUCAGUGGCGAUACUUCCAUUAAUGAAUUCAUAAAUGGACUCCCCGAGGCCAAAGCCAACCAGAAUAUCACAGUAUUCCCUAUUCCAGGGGGAACAGGUAAUAGUCUUGCUCUAUCUGUAAACUUAACCCUGCAGAUAGAGGCGGUAGCUAAAUUGGUAACCUCAUCCAAUCAACCAGCGCCAUUGUACCUAUAUGAAGUUGAUUUCCCCACUGGUUCAUACCAUUUAGUGCAAGACGAAAAGAAGGAUGAAAUUCAAGGUAAAUUAAAGUUUCUUGUUGUUGUUUCAUGGGGGUUCCAUGCUUCAUUAGUGGCGGAUAGCGAUACUCCAGAAUUGCGCAAAUUUGGACUUCAAAGAUUUCAAAUUGCUGCCAUGAAUAAUCUAAAGCAAGAGCAAAAGUAUGAAGGUGAUUGCUACAUAAACAAUAGGAAAAUCUCGGGCCCGUUUGCAUAUUGGUUGGUCACAUCGUCGCAGAGGUUUGAACCUACGUUUGAAAUUUCACCCAAGGGAAAUAUCUUUGAAGAGAGCUUGUACUUGGUUACCUUUAAUACCCAAGAGGACAAAGAAGGAAAUGGAGACUAUAUAAUGAAAGUAAUGAAGGACGUGUACAACAAAGGUGCUCAUGCUGAAGACCCAAACGUAACUUAUGAAAAACUCAAACAAGGAGACGAAAUUACAUUGAAGACUACAAAUACAGAACCAAUUAGAAACCGAAGAUUUUGUGUUGACGGAAGUAUAAUUGCCUUGCCGGAACAAGAUCGCCAUGAAAUCAAAAUAGCCAUAUCAAAUAAUGUACAUAAAAACUGGAACUUAUAUAUAUUGCACUAG